UGGUACACUGCCGGCUCGGCUCGAGAGGGAGCCGGUGGAGGCGGCGGCGGCGACGGCUCCGGUGGAGGCGUCGCAGGAGCCUCCGGAGCAGGAGGUGGCGGCGGUGUCGGCAACGAACGACGUUGGUACACUUGCACCGGCUCAGCGUACCGCGGCGGCGCCGGUGUCGGCGCCGAACGACGCCGGUACACCUGCACCGGCUGAGCGGACCGCGCAGGUGCAGGGGAUGGCACCGGGGCCGCGCGUGGUGCAGCAGGAGACACCGGGUCCGCGUGCGGCACGAUCGGAGGUAUAGUUGGCCAUGCCUGCCGAGCCCGUUGGCCCAGCACGGGGCCCGUUUUUUUGGCCCGGCCCAAGCCCGGCCCGACCCGGUGACCAACGGGCCCGGGCUAGCACGGCCCGAGGGAGCGAGCCGUGCUUGGGCCGCACCCCAGGCCCGUGGCACGGCACGGGCACGGCCCGCUCCAACGGUCGGCCCGGUACCGGCCCGUUAACUCCCGCGUAUGUAUCACCGAUACGCGAUACGGGUACGGCGAUACUGAUACGGCGAUACGUGAGUUUGAAAGAUGACACAAUGGUAGUAUAAAGAGAGUAUCGGAGUAUCGAAGUAUCGAAGUAUCGGAUACGCAAGUAUCAGAUACGGGUACGGCUGGGUUAGUGAAGUAGCGGCCCCGCCCCCACCCCCCAAACCUAACCCAACCUCUCCCCUCCCGGCCGCCGCACUCGUUCAGUCGCUCUCGGCACUCGUUCAGUCGCUCUCGCUUUCGUCUCGGGCUCUCCGCUCUCGGCUCUCGCAGUAGAUCCGUCGGCUGCCGCUCGCCUCCGACCAUCCCCGGCUCCGGUGACCACGCCGACGCUCCUCCAUCUCUCUCCCUCCUCGUCUCCUCCCUCCCUACUCUCCCUUCCUCUACUCUGUCCUCUCUAUCUCGCCGGAAUAUGUGAGUUCGUGUUACUGUCCAGUCCCUCCGCCGCUCGCCGUCGAUUCCAGUUUCUAAUCGGUUCUGUCUCGUCUCCUUUGGGUGGCCCUCGUCCGGCACCGGGCUCCGGUAGCGCAGGUCGGUGUCCGAUGCCGAGUCUUCCUCCUCUGGCCUAGACAUGGCUCGGCUCCGGCCCGGUGCUCCGUUGAGGAAUGGUGCUGGAGGCGAGGGUCAACCGUCCGGCCCGUCCGCGCUCGGGGUCGCAAUGCCGGGGGUGGAUGAGCAUCCUGGCGACGACCACCUAGCGGACGAGCUAGAAAUGGAGGACGACGACGUCCGUGAGGACGCUGCGGCGUUGUUUGGUAUCGAUGUCGGUGACGGCAACGUUCCGAACAACGUUAUUGAUGUCGAUGCCGAGGCCGGUGCCGGCGACGGUGGUGGAGGGGCCGCGAUGGCAGCAGGGUGCGGCUCCACCGACACUCAUGUUACCUCAUCUUCAGGUAAACGCAAAUCCAGUGUCUGGGCUGAUUUCAAGGAGGUAAGGAAAAUGAUGUGCGAGUUGCUGCUAUCUGUAACAUUUGUAGCAAGAGAUUGUCUGCUAGAUCUUGUUCUGGUACUGGUCAUUUGUGUCACUGCUUAUGAUGAUGACUUUGACAUACUUCUUUGGUGGCGUGACCAUAAGCUAACCUAUCCAAUCCUAUCUAUAAUGGCUAGAGAUAUCAUGUCUGUUCCUGUAUCUACUAUCUUUUCCGAGUCUUGUUUCAGUUUAACAGGAAGGAUCCUUGAAGAGCGGCGACGGCGCCUCUUGCCAGAGAACGUGGAGAUGCUUACCUGCAUCAAGGAUUGGGAGUUAGGGGCAAGAAGAGAACAACACGAAGCCGAGGACACAGAGCUGGAGGAAGCAUUCAAGAACCUCUUUCUUGAUGAUGAAGGAGCUGGUGGUGGUGGGGCUGUGAGCUGAGCUGAGACUCUGAGAGUGACUGAGAGGGUUAUUUUGCUGUGAGAUGAGUGAGUAAUAUGUGGACUCACUGUAAUUUUGGGUGGCCAUUUGAACCACUAUGGAUUGUAAUAACAUUAACACUUAAUUGUGAGCUGGCUGCACUCUUUUUUUCUUUCUAGGGUUUCUUACAAGGGUGAGUUUUACCUAGAAAGGUUUUUAAUGAGGCAGCAUUGCACAUCAGCUCAUUUUGAUAUAUUCUUGCUA
Molecule: messenger RNA, 2121 nt
Organism: Panicum virgatum (switchgrass)
Lineage: Eukaryota; Viridiplantae; Streptophyta; Magnoliopsida; Poales; Poaceae
Exons: 2
Coding region: 1096-1878 (260 amino acids)
Molecular function (GO): protein dimerization activity
Source: RefSeq, a predicted model, not a curated record